This is a messenger RNA of Lolium rigidum, 854 nucleotides long. Its product is annotated as mavicyanin-like. Gene Ontology annotation, molecular function: electron transfer activity. The transcript is spliced from 2 exons. Gene Ontology annotation, cellular component: plasma membrane. Bases 66 to 644 code for a protein of 192 amino acids. Lineage: Eukaryota; Viridiplantae; Streptophyta; Magnoliopsida; Poales; Poaceae. The record is from RefSeq and is a predicted model, not a curated record.
ACAGAGCUCGGAAGUAGCCGGAGCCUCUCCACCUUCCAUUUCUGUGUCUAUUCUUCCCGAUCUCCAUGGGUGGGGCAAGGAGUGGUUCGGCCUUGGCCGUUGCAGCGGCUGUGGCCGCGGUGAUGUGGGCGGGGACGGCGGCGGCGGCCGUGUACGAGGUGGGCGACAAGCUGGGGUGGACCAUCAUGAACAACCCCGACUACGGCAGCUGGGCCAAGUCCAAGAAGUUCAGCGUCGGCGACACCAUCGUGUUCACGUACAACAAGCAGUUCCACAACGUCAUCGCUGUGAGCAAGGCGGACUACAAGAACUGCGACGUGACGAAGCCGACGGCCACCUGGUCCACGGGCAAGGACUCCGUCGUCCUCAACACCACCGGUCACCACUACUUCCUCUGCGGCUUCCCGGGCCACUGCGCCAUCGGGCAGAAGGUCGACGUCCCCGUGCUCUCCUCUGCUGCCCCUUCCACGGCGCCCUCCAUGGCGCCCACUCCGUCCGCCGCUGGCGGUGGCUCCGCUGGCCGAGCUGCCGCAGCAGCGCCAUCGCCACACGGUAAUGCGGCGUCGACUGUCGGUUGCUCCUUCGCCCUGACGAUCGCCGCAUCCGUGCUGUCCGUGGCCGCUGCCAGCCUGAACCUGCUCUAGUCCCGGACUUCUGCGUCGAGGAUGCGUCGCGCCUUCUGAAUUGUGAGCCUGUGUUUGUCGCGCCUUCUGAAUUGUGAGCUAUUGGGUCGUCUGGAUCCUGUGUUUGUUAGGACUGUUUUGCCCUUUGUUUUCCACACUCUUAUCUGUGGAUCUUGGUCUGCUUUGGGUAUUUAUGCCGCUGGUCGUCGACUUAAUGACACUCUUUAGUUC